This is a messenger RNA of Schizosaccharomyces osmophilus, 906 nucleotides long. RefSeq names its product mitochondrial ribosomal protein subunit S45 (gene bot1). Bases 1 to 906 code for a protein of 301 amino acids. Gene Ontology annotation, cellular component: mitochondrial small ribosomal subunit. NCBI's taxonomy places the organism in Eukaryota, Fungi, Ascomycota, Schizosaccharomycetes, Schizosaccharomycetales, Schizosaccharomycetaceae. Gene Ontology annotation, molecular function: structural constituent of ribosome. The record is from RefSeq and is a predicted model, not a curated record. The transcript has a single exon. Gene Ontology annotation, biological process: mitochondrial translation.
AUGCUGUUAAAGAUUCGAAAUUAUAGAGGAAACCAAAUAAAGGUUAAUGCUUUGAGCUUUAGCACGAUAAGUCGCUUGUCGAAGGCAGUUUCUGCAAAACAGAAUUUCGAAAGCUCAGGAAAGCAGGGUGAUAAAUUCACAUCCUGCAAUACGCGAGAUGUAACAAAAGCAAGCUUAAAUUCAUUGCCAAAAAACCUUGGUGAUGAUAAAGAGCGGGUCGCGUUUCAACAGUGGCUUCAAUCUCCUGAGGUAAAGAAAGCAAAGUUCUUUAAUGGAGCAGGCUUUGGAUUAGGGCCUAGACGGGAUCAGCCAUUUCCAUUAAAUCCAAGUUUUCGACCCUCGCGUCCUACUUCCCAUUCUGUACGAAUGCAAAUUAGUAAUGAAUAUCGCCAAGGUAUUAGUGUUGAUGUACUUGCUCGAAAAUACAAAACGUGCCCUCAAAGAAUUGAGGCCAUCGUAAAGUUAAGGAAUGUAUUUGAUGAACGUCAAAGUCACAAUGCUCCUGUGCUUUCCAGCUACGCCAAUGUGAUGGAAAAAAUGGUGAAUGUUUGCAGAGAACCAAGUCGACUUCAAUUCAAUGAUCACGGAGAUCUUCCUAUUCAAUCAAGGGCAACUCCUCUUUGGAAAAGUAUUUCUGAAGAUCAUGUUUUUAGUCCAGAAGAAGCUGCAAAGACACUCCACUGGCCAUCUUUAGAGGAAAUCGCUAAUCAAAACAAUUCUGUGGGUAAAAAUGAAAUUAGGGGAGCCGUCAAUAGCUCUCAUCGAAGUGAAGAAUUGGUUGCAACGGAUGAGGCACAAACAGGAAAGCGCAUAUUCCGAUUAGUAGACGUUUCUAAUGGUGAUCUUUGGAAGCGUGACACGGCCGGAAAUAUUUACGUUAGGCGACAAGCAGCUACGUCUAAUUAA